Messenger RNA from Elaeis guineensis (African oil palm), 1275 nucleotides. RefSeq names its product GTP-binding protein YPTM2. NCBI's taxonomy places the organism in Eukaryota, Viridiplantae, Streptophyta, Magnoliopsida, Arecales, Arecaceae. Gene Ontology annotation, molecular function: GTP binding; GTPase activity. The record is from RefSeq and is a predicted model, not a curated record.
AUUUGUGUGGUCUGCCAUGGGCGCAAACUUCUCUGUGAUAGCCGUCACCGACACGAUACUAAACACGGCCUUGAACAGAAGGAUGCCGGCUAUUUACGUAAUUUUAGCCUCCCGUCAAACGCGGUCUCAAAGCCCUCUCGCCUUCCCCACGGCAUAAUUUCUCCACCUCUCGCCUAUUUAUUUCAAUUAAGCCCGGCGAUCUCUCUUUCUGAAUCCUCUUCCUCUCUUUCUUUUCUUCCCCAUCUAUCUUCGUUCUUGGUUCGGUUCCGUUGGCUUGUUUGAAACCCUAGAAUAGGAGGGAUUUAUCGCCUCCAAUCUAUUGUUCUUGGUUUGCUUUCUCGACGAAAGCCCGCCGAUAGUUCCGCCCGAAAACCACCGCACCACCGCCGGAGCAGCAGUUCCGUCGAUCGCCCGCCAUGAAUCCGGAGUAUGACUAUUUGUUCAAACUUUUGCUUAUUGGAGAUUCAGGGGUUGGCAAAUCGUGUCUCCUACUAAGAUUUGCAGACGAUUCGUACUUGGAGAGUUACAUCAGCACCAUUGGAGUUGAUUUUAAAAUACGCACUGUGGAGCAGGACGGGAAGACCAUUAAACUUCAAAUUUGGGAUACUGCUGGGCAAGAACGUUUCAGGACGAUUACUAGCAGCUACUAUAGAGGUGCUCAUGGUAUUAUUGUGGUUUAUGAUGUGACAGACCAGGAGAGCUUCAAUAAUGUAAAGCAAUGGUUAAAUGAGAUUGACCGUUAUGCAAGUGAAAACGUGAACAAGCUUCUUGUUGGAAAUAAGUGUGAUCUUACUGCAAACAAAGUCAUCUCUUCUGAGACAGCUAAGGCAUUUGCUGAUGAAAUGGGUAUCCCAUUCAUGGAGACUAGUGCAAAAGAUGCCACUAACGUAGAGCAGGCAUUCAUGGCCAUGGCUGCUGCGAUCAAGGACAGGAUGGCCAGCCAACCAGCAAUGAACAAUGCCAGGCCACCAACAGUGCAAAUCCGUGGGCAGCCUGUCAAUCAGAAGACCACCUGCUGCUCGUCUUAAGUCAGUCAAUUGCAGAUACUAGCUGUUGCUUUAUCCAUAAUGAUGCUCUAUGCUGUGUUCUUUAGAAACUGUUGGUAUAAUUUCAUUCUUUCUAGUAUUUUUGUUUUUAAGCCUGUACAAAUUAGGGAUCGUGUAUUAGUCAUGUUCCUAAUUUUGGAACUCCCAAGCUGCAUGCCUUUUGUUACAUUUGUUUAUCAUGACUAGAUGUUAAAGAAUUUGCACAAAAGCAAUUUCUGGGUUUCCAUCA